AUGAAAUGGCGACUAAGAGAGGGGCAGGGCGAGGCUAUUUAUGAGGUUGGCGUUGAAGACGGUGGUAAAAUGAGUGGGCUAUCAGAUGUGGAAAUGGAAGCGUCGCUGAUUACUUUGAAAGCUAUGGCAAACGCUCUGGAUGCUAGCAUGGUUAUCCUCACAGAGAAAGAUGUGACCCCGAGAGGCAGCUGUUCGCGUCGCAGAGUGGUUGAAGUACUCGUACGCAAGGUUCCUGAGAGUCAGCAGUUUAUCGAACUGAGGCUAGCUGUACUUGGCGGCGCCGAUGUUGGAAAAUCUACUUUCUGCGGUGUGAUGACUCAGGGUUGUCUUGACGAUGGUAACGGAAAGACACGGCUGAACCUCUUCAGGUUCCCUCAUGAAGUCCGUAGUGGAAAAACGAGUUCUGUUUGCCUAGAUAUUAUUGGGUUCGAUUCACGGGGGAAGCUUGUCAAUUAUGCUCAAAAUAGCCUUGAAGAGCUAGUGGAAAGGUCCAAGAAAAUAGUCACCUUGAUUGAUUUGGCUGGAGAUGCGAAGUACCUGAAAACUACUAUACAUGGAUUGUCUGGCUACAAGCCACAUUUUGCAUGCCUGUUAAUCUCUGCUGAAACUGGACCAACCGCUACGACGAAAGAACAUCUUGGACUUGCGGCGGCUCUGAAUAUUCCCGUUUUCGUAAUAAUAACGAAGUGGGACCUUGUGGAGAAAGAACAACUGGACAGGGUCAUCAAAUCUGUCUCUUCGCUACUUUCACGUGCUGGUAUGGUCUCGUGUACGAAACGAGUGAAGCGGAAAAGAGAUGCUGUGAAGGCUGCUUCAAAUCUAUGCUCUUUUGGCACGGUACCAAUUUUAUGCAUCUCUUGUGUUACUGGCGCUGGUCUCGGACUUAUACGUUGUUUCCUCAAUGUGCUGCCACCCACGGGUACGACAGGAUCUCGUCUUCAGUUGGUCUCACAACCUCCACUUUUCACCAUCGAAGAAAUGUUCAACGUUCCUCAUGUUGGAACUGUGGUAGGAGGUAUGCUGUCCUCAGGGCGUAUUCAAGAAGGCGAUGCCGUUCUUGUCGGGCCAUAUAAGGACGGAAGUUUCGAGAAGGCUUUUAUUGGUUCGAUCAGACGAAGCCGUCAGCCUGUCCAAGCAGUGCUGCCGGGCGAAGCUGUCAGUAUUGCUCUUACUCGACGUUCAAAAAGUUCGCAGCCUUUAAGAAGGGGGAUGGUGUUGAUGUCUGCAAAUGCUAACCCGUCUUGCUGCCGCCGAUUUACUGCGUCAUUGUUCUUACUAUCGCAUUCUACACGUCAUCUCUGCAUUGGUUUUCAAGCUACAGGUAUGUUAUGA
This is a messenger RNA of Cooperia oncophora, 1332 nucleotides long. The record is from the annotation of a GenBank genome assembly. NCBI's taxonomy places the organism in Eukaryota, Metazoa, Nematoda, Chromadorea, Rhabditida, Trichostrongylidae.